CCUAGCCGCCUUAUAUUGACCAUUGGACAUACCAAUUAAAUCUCAGAGCUCAAUUGUGAAACCAAAAAAAAAAAAACCCAGAGCUUGUCCAUUCUUCCAUAAUCCAUAAUCCAUAUCCAUCAACAUGAAGAAAACAGAGCUUGUGAUCAUCCCCGCACCCCUCGUGGGCCAUAUUGUCUCCAUUGUUGAGCUUGCCAAGCUUCUGCUCGACAGAGACCACCGCCUCUCCAUUACCGUGCUGGUCAUUAACCACCCCGUCGACCCUGCCGCUAACACCGCCGUCGACGCCGUUCUUGCCGCCGACCCAAGAAUCCGGCACUCCCGUCUCCCCGAGACAGUGCCGCCGCCGCCGCCGGAGGUGCUCCACAAGUCCCCCGAGAACUUCAUUUCCACCUACAUAAAAAGCCAUACGUCCCUUGUCAGAGACGCCAUCGUCGAAGACGUGCUGCCGUCGGCCUCCGGCGACUCCUUGCUCGCCGGGAUUGUGUUCGAUUUCUUCUGCAGCUCGAUGGUGGACGUGGCCAAGGAACUCGGAGUUCCUUCUUACCUGUUUUUCACCUCCGGCGCGGCGCUCCUCGGGUUGAAUCUUUAUUUUCCAGCCCGGGAAAAGGAAUACACCCUGUCGGACCCAGACACGGUGGUUUCCACCUUUGCCUGCCCGAUUCCGGCUAGGGUUCUUCCGAUGUUCGCAUUUGUGGAAGAGGGUUUCAAGUCAUUUGCCGAACACGGCAGAAAAUUCGCCGAGUGUGAUGGAAUGAUCGUGAACACGUUCGAGGAAUUAGAGCCACAUGCUAUCAAAGCUCUGUCGUCGGAUCCGGAUCUCCCGCCGGUUUACGCCGUCGGGCCGAUGCUUUCCCCUCAGAAGCACCACGCCGGGAAGGAGGAGAUCCUCGAUUGGCUGUCUCAGCAACCGCCGUCGUCGGUGGUGUUCCUCUGUUUCGGAAGCCAGGGAGGGUUUGAGGCGCCGCAGAUCUGUCAAAUUGCGGCGGCGCUGGAGCGGAGCGGGCACCGAUUUCUCUGGUCGAUUCGGCGGCCGAUUUCAAUCGACACGCACGCUCCCGCCGGGGAAGUGCCCGAUUUUGACGAGAUCCUGCCGGAAGGGUUCGCGGAGAGGACGAGAGGCAGGGGGAAGGUGUGCGGGUGGGCCCCGCAGCUAGAAGUCCUGGCGCACGGCGCCACGGCGGCGUUUGUGUCACACUGCGGCUGGAACUCGGUGCUGGAGAGCGCGUACCACGGCGUGCCGAUCGUGACGUGGCCGAUCUAUGCGGAGCAGCAGCCGAACGCGUUCCAGGUGGCGAAGGAGCUGGGGCUGGCGGUGGAGCUGACGCUGGAUUACCGGAGAUCGGAGGCGGCGGAGCGGCUCAUAUUGGCGGAAGACAUAGAGAAGGUGAUCAGAAGCGUGAUGGAUGCGGAGAAUCCGGUGAAGAAACGCGCCAAGGAGAUCGGAGAGAUUGGGCGGAAGGCGCUAAUGGACGGCGGAUCUUCGUCCAUCUCUCUCGACCGUUUGAUCAAGGAUAUUAUUAAUAAUAGCAUCAAAAUUACUUUGUCCCACUAAAUUCGGUCCUUAAAUAAACAAACAAAUUCUCCAUACAAAAAUAAUCCUGUUUCUAUUGAUUAUUUUUUUGCCUAAUUGAGGUAGAUCGCACAUUCUCGAUCAUUUUUGAGGUAGAAGAUGAUUGACGAGCUUCCCCAAUUGUGGAGAAAAAUAUGUUAGUGAAGCUCAAUUCAAGACAAGUAGUACAUGUUAUU
Cuscuta campestris is the source of this 1749-nucleotide messenger RNA. Lineage: Eukaryota; Viridiplantae; Streptophyta; Magnoliopsida; Solanales; Convolvulaceae. The record is from the annotation of a GenBank genome assembly.